AAUAUCGCGCGAUCAUGAAGACCGCUGCGCUGCUAUGACGCUCUUGUCUGCCUUGUUGCCUGGUGGCGUCGAUUCAUGAAUAUGCUUCGGGCAGAGAUGAGGGAAUGCAUGAAAUUAGGAAACGUGAAACAAACUACCAGAUAAAGGAGUGUUCAUGUGGCGGGCGCGAUUGACGUCACAGUGAUUGUGCAAACUCGACGACGGCGCUCCUAGCGGGCGCGGCGCGAACCAACCACACAGUAUAAAUACAGCGUGAACAACUGGAGUCGCUAUCACACGAUCAUGAAGACCGCUGCUAUAACCCUGUUGGCCGCCCUGCUGGUGGUGUCGUUCAACGAAGCUUUUGGCAGCUUAGUAGGACGACAUGAGCUGAGGAAAAGAGAUGUUGAUUGCUCUGUAUUACCAGAUUUAGGAGAACGAGAUGCUACCGACAGCUGCUGCAGCAAGACUAUCGGCCUGGCCGAGCGGGUUCACGGGGCACCCGCAGCGCAACAUGCGCCGUCGGAGGAUCCUUUGGACCACGUGGCUCACGGACCUCAAGGUGACCGCAAAGAAAGAAUCAGGUGCAUCAUUCAAGAGAAACUGCAAAACGCAUCACUCCUGACAGAGGACAGAAAACUCAACCAAGGAGCUCUUGUGAGUCGCAUAGUCGAACUGAUGCCCAACGCCACCGCCUGGACUCACGACAAGAUCCAGGAGAUUGUCAGCAGCUGCAUAGCGUCCGCAGAAGAGAAAAUGGUCGGAGAAGUCACCAAUUGCAGCUCAGGCGCCUCAGCGUGGGUGAUGUGUCUGAAUCGCAAGAUGCUUGUGGAAUGCCCGGACGAGUACUGGGAACACAGUGACCAGUGCAACAGCUUGAAGGGCUACGUGAUCGCGUGUCCCGACGGCCCGCCGCUGCCCGCGCUGGGGGAAGACGGCACGGCGCAGGGUCCCACCCACGGAGUCCACACGUACGGCAUCUGGGACAAGAUCUGGGGCAAGGUCAAGGACACCGUGAAGGACCUCGCCAAGGACGCCCUGGGCAAGGUCGGGGGGAAGGUGGUGGGAGAGAUCCUGGAUCACGUCCCCAUAUAGGCGCCCUGCGGCGGACAGAGUCUACCUCCGAGGAGACUACCAGUGCAAGUCUCUCGUCAUACAUCAAACUGAAGCUAUUCAAGACACACUGAAGUGAACUCUUUCAACCAAGCCUGCAAUAAACCCAACUGAACAGAUCUCCGCCAGAAUUCACAACAUACUUAUGUUUAAAUUGUAAAUUUGUUGUUCUCUGCUACAAGACUUAUUAAAAUAUCUGUUAUUGCA
Molecule: messenger RNA, 1299 nt
Organism: Bacillus rossius redtenbacheri
Lineage: Eukaryota; Metazoa; Arthropoda; Insecta; Phasmatodea; Bacillidae
Exons: 12
Coding region: 283-1074 (263 amino acids)
Source: RefSeq, a predicted model, not a curated record